Molecule: messenger RNA, 432 nt
Organism: Bipolaris oryzae ATCC 44560
Lineage: Eukaryota; Fungi; Ascomycota; Dothideomycetes; Pleosporales; Pleosporaceae
Exons: 1
Source: RefSeq, a predicted model, not a curated record
UAUUCCUCUCGAUUGCGGGUGGACCAUGCUCAACCUCAUGUCUCGGUCAGAUUGGCAGAUCCGGCAAAGCAUUGCAUUGCGUUAUCGGUGCCUUCUCGUCAUGUUCAUGCAGAAGCCAGUGACACAUGUCAAAUCCCCUUGGCUGUUGGUGGCCGCUCCUCGGUCGCAGCUGCAGCUGGUAGCUGGUUGAUAUGCCUUUGGCCAGUCGUUUGUGCAGUUGAUUCUGGAGUCGCUCCGAUAAGAAGCCUUAUGUACGUCUUCUUGUUCCGACAGGUCGGUCGCGAGUUCAUGCCUUUGGUUGAACUAGUAAGUAGCUGCUCCAUGGUAGGUGCACCACUGCGCCCGUCCGACCUACUACAAGCCGACAUCCAGCCAACGGGUUUUGACCACACACACUGUUGCCCUGGCAUCCCCCAAGGUAGCACGCUAUAG